This is a messenger RNA of Fibroporia radiculosa, 2403 nucleotides long. RefSeq lists its product as uncharacterized. Gene Ontology annotation, molecular function: phosphoribosylanthranilate isomerase activity; indole-3-glycerol-phosphate synthase activity; anthranilate synthase activity. Lineage: Eukaryota; Fungi; Basidiomycota; Agaricomycetes; Polyporales; Fibroporiaceae. Bases 1 to 2403 code for a protein of 800 amino acids. The transcript is spliced from 2 exons. The record is from RefSeq and is a predicted model, not a curated record. Gene Ontology annotation, biological process: L-tryptophan biosynthetic process.
AUGGCCCUUCCUCUCGAGCUUGCCCGUCCGCUUGACGUUCUACUCAUCGACAACUUUGACUCGUUUACCUGGAAUCUUUAUCAGUCGCUCUGCCUGCUGGGUGCAGAUGUUACUGUCAUUCGAAACGAUGCCAUCUCUCCGGAUGCCUUUCCCAGCCUGCAAAUAAACUCGCUCAUCAUUUCCCCCGGACCUGGACACCCCACGACCGAUUCAGGCAUCUCGCGCGACGCAAUCAAGUAUUUCGCCGGAAAAGUGCCCAUUCUCGGUGUAUGCAUGGGCCUCGAAUGUCUUGUAGACGCUUUUGGCGGGCAGAUUGGAUACGCCGGUGAAAUUAUGCACGGCAAGACAUCCCGGAUACGACAUGAUUCUCGUGGCCUCUUUCAUGGCCUCCCGUCGUCGUUCCCGUGCACUCGAUAUCACUCACUGAGCGCUGCAACCACGUCGCUUCCCCCGUGCCUCGCCGUGUCGGCAACUACAGAAGAAAGCGGCGUGAUCAUGGCUGUCCGGCACAGGACAUUUACAAUAGAAGCAGUGCAGUAUCACCCUGAGAGCAUUCUCAGCGAACAGGGAGAUACUCUGCUCGCGAAUUUCUUGAAACUCCGAGGCGGGCGCUGGGACUAUGAGACGAACGAACAAUUUGGCGUUGGAAAAGAGGAACAAUCGGCGGAGAACGGAAAUGCACAUGCAGGUCCAAGCUCUUCACAGGUCCCGACGAUCCUUGAGAAGAUAUAUUCACAACGCAUGCGCGACGUCGAAACUGCAAAGGCGACACCGGGAACGAAGCCUGCAGACUUGCAGACUGCCCUCGCUCUCUCCCUUUCUCCACCUCCUAUCUCAUUCCUUGCCGCGCUUACCGAUGGCCCACGGCCUGCCCUGAUGGCCGAGAUCAAGCGAGCAUCCCCUAGCAAAGGUGCAAUCGCUCUGGACACCAAUGCCGCGCGACAGGCGCGCGCGUAUGCUCUCGCAGGAGCGUCUGUCAUAUCAGUACUGACUGAACCUCACUGGUUCAAAGGCGGACUUGGGGACAUGCGUGCCGCGCGGGCGGCGGUAGACGGGCUGCAGCGACGGCCGGCAAUCCUCAGAAAGGAUUUCAUUUUCGACGAGUACCAGAUUGCGGAGGCGCGGCUGAACGGUGCGGACACCGUGCUCCUCAUUGUUGCCAUGCUGCCUGAGGACCGGCUGCGCGCACUGUAUGCGUACUCUUGCUCACUUGGAAUGGAGCCUUUAGUAGAGGUGAACAACGCUCGCGAGAUGAAGAUUGCGCUUGACCUCGGUGCACGGGUCGUGGGCGUCAACAACCGCAAUUUGCACGAUUUUAACGUAGACAUGGGCACCACAAGUCGGCUCGCGGAAGUUGAGGGUGUACGCGAACGAGGAAUCGUGCUCUGUGCGUUAAGUGGAAUAUCGGGACCGGAGGACGUGAGGAUGUACGUCCGUCAGGGUGUCCGCGCGGUGCUCGUCGGAGAGGCACUCAUGCGCGCACCCGAUACGCAUACAUUCAUCCGACAACUCUUGGAUUGGCCCACGGAAGAAUCAAACUCGGAAACCAUGGACGGACCCCCGCCUCCAUUAGUGAAGAUUUGCGGGAUCCGCACUGAAGAGGAAGCUCUCCACGCGAUGGAAUCAGGUGCAGACAUGCUCGGGAUCAUGUUCGUACCAAGUAGUAAGCGGUAUGUGUCCCUUGCACAAGCACAAAAAAUUUCCGUCGCUGUGCAUGCGUCGCGUUUCGCGCGGCCCGUGCGCGAGGAUCUUCUCCCCGCCCCUGACGUCGAUACGCGAACGACUACGCGCUUGCCGUGGUUUUCUGCGCACGCACGUCGCGUCAGGGAGUCUCUGCGCGAUGCCGAUUCUCCUGGCCGCCCGCUGCUCGUUGGCGUGUUCCAGGAUCAGCCGCUUGCCACGAUCACACAAGCCGUGGAGGUGGCCCAGCUUGACAUGGUCCAGCUGCACGGGCGAGAGCCGGCAGAGUGGGCGCAGCAUAUCCCUGUGCCUGUCGUGCGCGUGUUCCACGUGUCUGGCGAAGGCGAAGAAGGCUUGCAAGAGUUGACGCGUCCUGGGUUGAACGAGUUCGUCCUACUCGAUGCGGUGCGCCCUGGAGAGGCGAAUGGCUUAAGUGGUGGGACAGGCGUCAGGGUUGACUUGGAGCUCGCUAGGAGGAUAGUGCUGAGAGGAGAAGUUGGGGCAGGUUUGGCACUCGAUGAGAAGAGCGUAUCCCUCGAUGCGGCGAUGCCCAUCAUUCUAGCAGGCGGACUUACACCUGAGAAUGUGAGGGAGAUUGUAGAGACAGUGCGUCCGUGGGCUGUGGACGUAAGUGGCGGUGUCGAAGCAGAGGAUGGGCGAGGAAAGGAUCCGCGGAAGGUACAGUUGUUUAUACAGGCGGCGAAAGGGCUCCUUAUGGAGUAG